Molecule: messenger RNA, 519 nt
Organism: Colletotrichum scovillei
Lineage: Eukaryota; Fungi; Ascomycota; Sordariomycetes; Glomerellales; Glomerellaceae
Exons: 1
Coding region: 1-519 (172 amino acids)
Source: RefSeq, a predicted model, not a curated record
AUGAAGCUGUCAACUACCCUCGCCAUUCUUCUCGCCCCCAUGGCAGUCUUCGCCAAACCCCCCAAACGUACCAGCGCACGCCACGUCAGAAUCGACAGACUCCCCACUUGCAUCCAAUACUGCAUUGGAGAAACACAAUGGCGCAUCAAAGGCGGCACGCUCCCAAAGCUCGCAGGCGAAUGGUGCGCGAAAACCGCCGCACACACGCCGGACUGGAUCAGCUUCGGCAAAGCUUUGGACGAGUGCAAGAAGCACCAGUGCGAUAACAGCAUCCAGUGGAUCGACCUCGCCGUCUGGCACUGGGACAUGUGCGAGUGGAGCGAUGUCAAGGAGGAGGGCAUGAACUUGCUCAGUGGCUAUCGCAAGGCGUACUGGUGGCCUAAUGAUCGUCAGCCUAUUCGACCUCCUCAUUCUAGAAACUGGAUCUCGGAUGAGACGUUUGAGGCUCCCGAUGAGUGGAAUGACAAUAACGGAAUUGGAGAUGACAUUCCGGAAGAUCAACCUCCGAUCCACGGCUGA